AUGCUGCAGGAAAUCGUCGGUGUAAACCACGACCUUAUCAGUUUCGAUCCCAGAGGUGUUGGCGCAUCCAUCCCUAGAAUCCAGUGCUGGUCAACACCACAACAGCGCCAAAACUGGGGUCUUCAAGACCCCGGAGUCCUCGACUCCCACGAAGGCAUCGUUGGAGAACUCUUUGCCCGAGCGACGGCAUACUCCCAAGCAUGCGAGAGCGCAAUGAAAGCCUCUGGCAUCCUCGAGCACUCGAGUACCACCCCGACCGCUAGGGACAUGCUCGAGAUCGUGUACCAGACCGGGUACAGCAAGCUCAAGUACUGGGGUUUCAGCUACGGCACCAUCCUCGGCGGCGUUUUCGCGGCCAUGUACCCAGACAAGGUAGAGCGUUUGGUCAGCGAUGGCAACGUUGACUAUAGGGAGUGGUUUAACUCGGAACACGUCAACUUUAUUCGCGACACAGACAAGGUUCUCUUCGCUUUUUACGAGUUUUGCUAUCAAGCUGGGCCCGAAAAAUGCGCCUUUCACGGUCCCACUUCGGAAGCCAUCAUGGGGAGGUUUGUUGACCUACUCAACGCCCUGAAGAGUCACCCAGUCAUCGUUCCGGCCGAUCCAGAGGAAGGUCCUGAAGUACCCAUGCUGGUCACCUACUCCAAGGUCAUGCGUCUUCUCUCGACAACGCUCUACCAGCCGCUGGAGCAGUUCGAGAAUUUUGCCAACAUCAUUGCCGCGCUAGAGAAGAAGGACGGGCGGCCUUACUACAGACGCUAUAAUCCCAGCAAGCCUGCCCCGGCCCCGGCUUGCGCACCGCAGCCGGUCUCGCCGUUCGAGCCGCCCCCGGGGAUUGUCGAAGGCACCGGAGAUGCCUUCCCCGUCAUCAUGUGUGCCGAUCACCCCGCUGUCAGUAACAUGACUCUCGAGGAGAUUCAACGAGAGACGGAUGGAAUUCUGGAGCUUAGUCCAGGAACUGGAGCUACGGAGGUGCCGUACCAGAUGACUUGUAACCAGCGAACUACACGUCCCCGCUGGCGAUUUAGUGGGCCCUUUGAGGGCAAGACCAGCCACCCCAUUCUGUUCAUCGCCAACCAGGCCGACAACAUCACUCCGCUAGUCAGUGCUCGCAACAACUCUGCUGGAUUCCCCGGAUCAAGGCUUCUAGUCCAAAAUUCAUUUGGCCAUACAACUCUCGCAGCCCCCUCAGAAUGCACCAGAGGGCAUAUCAGGGCUUACUUCCAAAACGGAACACUGCCGGAGCCCGAUACAAAGUGCGAAGGCGACUCGCAUCCAUUUGGGCCCCUUGCCGAAACCGGAGUUCAAUUCUACCAACCACCGCUGUUCAUAUAG
Molecule: messenger RNA, 1335 nt
Organism: Colletotrichum fioriniae
Lineage: Eukaryota; Fungi; Ascomycota; Sordariomycetes; Glomerellales; Glomerellaceae
Source: RefSeq, a predicted model, not a curated record